Messenger RNA from Didymella exigua CBS 183.55, 1320 nucleotides. Its product is annotated as translation initiation protein Sua5. Bases 1 to 1320 code for a protein of 439 amino acids. Lineage: Eukaryota; Fungi; Ascomycota; Dothideomycetes; Pleosporales; Didymellaceae. Gene Ontology annotation, biological process: regulation of translational fidelity. Gene Ontology annotation, molecular function: double-stranded RNA binding; nucleotidyltransferase activity; tRNA binding. Gene Ontology annotation, cellular component: cytoplasm. The transcript has a single exon. The record is from RefSeq and is a predicted model, not a curated record.
AUGGCGACCAACAUACUCGCUGUCGACCCACAGAAAUUGGGAAAUAUCACAUUCACCGAAACCAAGACAGACUUGAUCGAAGAAUGGAACAUAGAAUACGCGGAUGGGCAAGACUACCAGAGUCUCAAGAGAGCAGCAGAAGAGAUCGUGAACACAGACACACCGGUCGCAUUUCCGACCGAGACUGUGUACGGACUAGGGGCAGACGCGACAAGAAGCUCAGCGGUCAAGGCCAUAUUCGCUGCGAAGGGGCGACCUUCAGACAACCCUCUCAUCGUACACAUCCACUCACUGCCACAGCUGCGCGCGCUGCUGUCCGGCAAAGACGCGUCGCUCACAGGAAGCGAUCCUAUCCCCGCGAUUUACAGACCGUUGAUCGAGCGCUUUUGGCCUGGACCGUUGACCAUCAUCCUUCCAGUACCGGAGAACACGGUGCUUGCGCCAGAAGUCACGGCCGGUCUGACGACGUUCGGCGCACGUAUGCCGCGCUCCAUACUUGCGCUUUCCCUCCUACGUCUUUGUGGUCGCCCUCUUGCCGGUCCAUCUGCGAACGCUUCCACACGACCCUCUCCCACGGCAGCCGAACACGUAUACGACGACCUGCAAGGGCGUAUACGCACCAUUGUAGACGGGGGGCCCUGCGAAGUGGGCGUAGAGAGCACAGUCGUGGACGGCCUAUCGAGCCCACCGAGCAUAUUGCGACCGGGCGGCGUCACAGUGGAGCAGUUAAGACAGUGUCCAGGGUGGGAGAACGUCACUGUUGGGUACAAGGACAAGCAGGAAGGAGGCGCCAGCAAGCCAAGGGCCCCGGGUAUGAAGUACAGGCACUACAGCCCGAAAGCGGAGGUUAUUCUAUUCGAGGCUGGUGCCACAAGGCCGGAGAGGGAGGAGGUGAUGAAGAAGAGCAAGGUCGGCAUAAUACGGACGAAGAGUUGGGACGCUGCACUCGGAUUGGCAAGUGCAGACUCAAAUGUCGCGGACACAAAUGGGUGUGUCAACGGUACUUCACAGUCCAACAGCGCCUCUUCAAUACCGACAGACGCACCUUCACGACUGUCAAAUUUGCUUCGCUCAGUCAUCCAGCACCAAACCCCACACGCACAACGUCACACGCUCAGCUCGAGCGAUAGCGAGAUUUGGGACAUCGAUCUAGGUGCGGAAACAGACGAAGUAGCGCGGGGGCUGUUCUCUGCACUGCGCGAGCUAGACAAGAAGGGCGUCGAAGUGAUCUUUGUGGAGGGCAUUGACGAUACCACUGGUGACGAUAUUGCGGCUGCGGUGAUGAACAGGUUAAGGAAAGCCGCUGAGAUUAGGACAUGA